AUGCCGGAAAUAAGCAUUUCGGAGACUCCGGCGCUGACCCCUCAGUUUUGUUUCAAUGAAAAGCUUCUUCUAGAGAACUUGAACGCCUUGAUCACACCAGCCCGGCAAGGAUUCGAUUCAUCAUCAACCGCCGUGCGGCAAACCGAUUCUAGAGGCCAGAAGGUCAUUGAUCCAGAGGCUUGCCAGGGCUUCAAAGACAAUGUGCUGUUCUCCUCAUGGCAGACUCGCUCCGAUGUCUUGAAUUAUUGUGCUGGAGUGGCUACCAGCCCCGAUCCCGAAGAUCCGGACUUGAUUCUGCGAGAGACCGAGUCCGCACGGGACCGAGAAAGAGUCGUCAAUGAACGACUAGACCCAUACUCAGGUCGUUUCUUCCCAAAGGAGCCUCGAACUGAGUCACUGGCUAAUUUGGUCCGCAAUCAGCGUACUGUGGAAGAAAUUAUACGUGCUCGGACAUGGGGGCUGGUGUCAGAAAGAUGUGGCCCUGGUUCGUCAUGGGAAGAUGCCCUUAAUAGCUGGCGACAGAAGCACCAGCGAUAG
Messenger RNA from Penicillium odoratum, 537 nucleotides. RefSeq names its product MIX23 family protein. Gene Ontology annotation, cellular component: mitochondrial intermembrane space; mitochondrion. The record is from RefSeq and is a predicted model, not a curated record. The coding region runs from base 1 to 537 and encodes 178 amino acids. Lineage: Eukaryota; Fungi; Ascomycota; Eurotiomycetes; Eurotiales; Aspergillaceae. The transcript has 2 exons.